AUGUCUUCCACUCGCUCAUUACUUCAUAGGUUAACAAAAAUAAAUAAUAAAUUCAUAUUAGCAAUUGUUAUUUCAAUUUCAUUAAUAUGCUUAUUAACAACGUCUUCAUCAAGUUCAAAUUCAUUUUUACCAAAUUUAAAUACAUCUCAUCCAAAUGUUUUACAAAAAAUCAAAUCAACAAGUGAUAAUAAACCAAGUAAUAUCAUCACUGAUUCUCAAGGUUAUGAAAUUUUAGAUUAUGAUCGUGAACAUAUUAAAUAUAUUUCACCUGAAAUUAUUGAUUCAAUUUAUAAUAAUACUGAUUUAGAUUCUAUUGAUUGGACAAAAUAUGCUUAUAUUCUUUAUGCAACUUCAACAAAUCAUAUGUGUAAUGCAAUGAUGAUUUUUGCAGAAUUAAGAAAAUAUGAAACUCGUGCUCAAUUAGUCUUGUUAGUUAAUAAUAAAUUCUUGGAAGAUCCUAUAAAACAUGAAUAUGAAUUUAAUACUUUAACAAGUUUUAGUAAAAAAUUUAAUGUCUUGUUAAAAGCAACCCAAGUUAAAACAAUGAAUGAUAAACAAGAUGUUAAUAUUUGGAUUUCAAGUUUUACAAAAUUAAUGGUUUUCAAUGAAACUGAUUAUAAUCGUGUUAUUUAUUUAGAUUCUGAUGCUAUACUUCCUCAAUCAAAUUUAGAUGAAUUAUUUUUCAUACCACAUACUAAAUUAGCUUCUGUUACUGGAUAUUGGCUAACUCAAGAACGUUAUGCUAAACAAGAAUAUUUAAAAUAUCAUGCAAAUCAAUAUAAUUUUAAACCAAAAUCUCAAAUGGAAAAACAAUUAGAAAUGAAUGAAUUUAUUUCUAAAAACAUUUCACCUUUUCAAAAUUCCAAGGGUUUUUUACCAAUAAAUAAUAAAGCUAAUGAAACAACAAUGGAAUUCAAGAUUAAUGAAUUGAAUUUCCAAAAUAAUUUAUAUAAUAAUUUACCAAAUUUCCCAUUUUUAGAUGAAUAUUCAUUUACAAAUAUUAUAAUGGUUAUUGAACCAAGUAAAGAAUUAUUUCAACGUAUUGAAGCAUCAUUUGAUCAAAGAAAAAAAAAUGAAUUUGAUAUGGAUAUUAUAAAUUUUUAUGUUUUCAAAUUAAUUAAAUCAUUAGAAUUACAAAAAGAUAGAGCCAAACCCCAAAUUGAAUCUUUGGAAGAUUUUGAUUCACCAGAAUUUUUAAUUUUACCUCAUCAACGUUAUGGUGUAUUAACAUCAGAAUUAAAUACUGUAACAGAUCAUAAAUCAUUUUUAGCAGAUCCAAUGGAUCAACCAUUUGUUUAUCAAAAACAUGGAUUAAUCACAGGGGAUAAUGAACCACCAUAUUAUGAUUUAUCAGCAAUUGAACAACAAUCUGAAAAAUUUAUUCCAAAUAUUAAAUAUUUACAUUAUUCAGAUUUACCAAUACCAAAACCAUGGAUUGAAAAAAAAAUUGAAGAUAAUUAUAUGUCAAAUAGAUUACGUUGUUCAAAUCAUAAAGAUUUUAUUAAAAAUCCAAAUAAUAAAAGAGUUAAACCAAAAGGUACUACUAAAGAUUGUUCCGCGGGGAAAUAUUGGGAAUAUAGUCAUGAAUUAUUUGAAAAAAUUAGAAUGGAUGUUUGUGGAUUAAGAUUAAAAUGGGUUGAUGGGAAUGCUUAUACAAAUGAUCAAAAUUGA
Molecule: messenger RNA, 1671 nt
Organism: Hansenula ciferrii
Lineage: Eukaryota; Fungi; Ascomycota; Saccharomycetes; Phaffomycetales; Wickerhamomycetaceae
Product: Glucose N-acetyltransferase 1
Exons: 1
Coding region: 1-1671 (556 amino acids)
Molecular function (GO): glycosyltransferase activity
Source: RefSeq, a predicted model, not a curated record